AUGGGGGAUCGAGGCCGGUCCCCCCAGGGCAGCCCCCCAACUCUAAGCACUCUCACCCUCCUGCUGCUCCUCUGUGGACAUGCUCAUUCUCAAUGCAAGAUACUCCGCUGCAAUGCCGAGUAUGUAUCGUCCACCCUGAGCCUUAGAGGCGGGGGUUCGCCGGGAGCCUUGCGAGGAGGAGGAGCAGGAGGAGGGGGCCGGGGUGGAGGGGGGGGCUCUGGCGGCCUCUGUCGAGCCCUCCGCUCCUACGCUCUCUGCACCCGGCGCACGGCCCGCACCUGCCGCGGGGACCUGGCCUUCCACUCGGCGGUGCACGGCAUCGAGGACCUGAUGAUCCAGCACAACUGCUCCCGCCAGGGCCCCACGGCUCCGCCCCCGCCGCGCGGCCCCGCCCUCCCAGGCGCAGGCCCCGCCCGCUCCUCCGGCACCCCGGCCCCGGACCCCUGUGACUACGAGGGCCAGUUUGCCCGGCUGCACAGCCGUCCCCCAGGCUUCCUGCACUGCGCCUCCUUCGGGGACCCCCACGUGCGCAGCUUUCACCAUCACUUCCACACGUGCCGUGUCCAAGGAGCCUGGCCCCUCCUGGAUAAUGACUUCCUUUUUGUCCAGGCCACCAGCUCCCCCGUGGCGUCGGGAGCCAACGCCACCGCCACCCGGAAGCUCACCAUUAUAUUUAAGAACAUGCAGGAGUGCAUUGAUCAGAAGGUGUACCAGGCUGAGGUGGGCAACCUCCCGGCAGCCUUUGAAGACGGGUCCGUCAAUGGAGGUGACCGCCCCGGGGGCUCCAGCCUGUCCAUUCGAACUGCCGACCCUGGGACCCACGUGGAGAUCCGAGCCGCCUAUAUCGGUACAACCAUAAUCAUUCGGCAGACAGCUGGGCAGCUGUCCUUCUCCAUCAAGGUAGCAGAGGACGUGGCCCGGGCCUUCUCGGCCGAGCAGGACCUCCAGCUCUGUGUUGGGGGGUGCCCCCCAAGUCAGCGACUCUCUCGCUCGGAGCGCAGUCGACGGGGAGCUCUGACCGUGGAUACCGCCAGGCGGCUGUGCAAGGAAGGGCUGCCAGUGGAAGACGCUUAUUUCCACUCGUGUGUCUUUGAUGUUUUGAUCUCCGGUGACCCCAACUUCACUGUGGCGGCUCAGGAAGCUCUGGAGGAUGCCCGAGCCUUCCUGCCAGACUUAGAAACGCUACACCUCUUCCCCUCGGAUGCCGGGGUUCCUCUUUCCUCAGGAACCCUCCCAGCCCCACUCGUUUCCGGGCUCUUUGUUCUGUGGCUUUGCGCUCAGUAGCACGGCCCGCGACCCCAUGACUGGUUUGGAAAUGAUCUGGGCAUAGAGACUGGCAGAGAAGAACGCAGGGAAUCAUGGGAGGAAACAGUAGUCAUUAGAAGACAAGGGAAAUGAUGACAUUUAACCAGAGUCAGAUAAGGCUGCAGUCCUGCACUGAAAUGAUCAUGGAAUAAAGGUUCUGGACAAAGCUUCUGCAGUCUAGACCUCUGUGGGGGCUCUUUCUCCAUUUUCCCAGUCCGUUAUGAUAUGCAAACUAUUCUAGUCCAUCUACUCCUGAAGUCACCCCCAACAAAUGUAGAGGUUAUAGGCGUCCUGAUGACCAGGAGAACACUUAAAGGUUUAGACUUUUGAGAGGAAAGACUUGAAAGAGGAAAACGUGAUCGCUAUCUAUGAGAGAUUCAAAGAUCUAAUGAUAUUUUUCUCUUGGAAAAUGGAAAGAGGAGGAAAUGAUUAAAGAUGGGAUUUAUUUGACUAAUAUAAGUGGGUAAGAGGUGUCCUGCUUUCUCGGUUCAGAAAUGAAGCAGGGGUCAUGGGGGGGUCUUAGGAGGAGGGUAUCUCGGCCUUUGGAGGAUGGCGCAGAAAGGAAAGAAGCUAGCAACCCACCCCUAAACAAUCUGUUACUAAAGCUAUGAAUUCUUCACACUGUCUUCUGUUGCCUAUGAGGAAUCUCUUUACGGAUGCUUGAAAUGGAGUACAGGCAAUGUAUUCACUCCACUGAAAGAUGGCCUAGAAGUAUCAGAUAUUAUUUCUGCCCUCAGGAUGCUUAUAGGCUAUUAGUGGGAUAAUUAUAGGCUAUUAAUUCCGAGGGGAAGAUAGUUGAUUCGAACUAAGGAAAUAAUAAUAAGAGAUAAUAGAAGAGAUGGGAUUUGAAGUGAUCUUUGAUGAUUGGAUAGGAUUUGAACUGUUCAGGACCUUCUGGGUCCAAUGGAAACCAUUUGGAGUUAUGCAUAGAUUCAUGAUUCAGCAAGGAAACCAGCAAAACCCAAAUGAAGUAGAUAGGAAGUAAUGGCAUCGAAAGGUAGAUGGACAGAGGCCAAAUUGCAGGCAUCUUGAAAGUGGGUCCACGGAGUUUAAAUUAAUAGCUAACACUUAUUAGAGCUUAAAACCUACCAGGCAAUGUUCUAAACAUUUUAAAAAUAUAAAUUCAUUUAAUUCUCACAGCUCUCUAAGGAAGGUAAUAUUCUCAUUUUUACUUUUAUAUAAGGAAAUGGAGGCACAGCAAGAUUAACCAACUUGCCCACAGUCAGACAGCUAAUAAAUGCUGAGCAGUAAUUAAUUAAUUGACAAUAAUUGUUGAACCCAGGCAGUUGGGCUCCAGAGCCUUAACUCUUAAUCACUACGCUGUGUUGUCAAGGAAACAGAGGGCCAUUAAAGAUGGGUGUGGAGGUGGGCAAGGGAGUGGAGCUGUGGCCAUGGCUGCCAACCCCACAAGUGACUUUGGAGGGCUGGAGAGAGGAGGAGCAGAAGCCCAAAGUUGAAGGAAUCUAGUUUGUAGGAGAGAACACUGGGAAUAGAAGCUCUUCUAGCCCAGGAUGUUCUAAAGUAGUGGGUGCUACUCAAACAAAUCUAUGAAGAUGGUAACGAUUAUAUUCAGCAUGUCCCCAGUUUCUGGUCUUUGUCCCCCCCCCUUCAGGUACGCCAUUGUGUAGGGUCUGCCUUUCCUGGCCUAAUCAGGUGUUCACACUGCACUUCCUCUUCUCUAUCACCCACCUGAUCAUAAACCCCCUGAAUCCUCCCAGUGCUUACCAGGCUUUGCCAUUUCAAAUCUCUUUGCACGUCUUCAUCCCCUAUUCCCUCCUCUGUUUCCUCUAAGGACUACAGCCACUCUGCUGUUCCCCCAAAGCACAGUCUCCACGCUUUCUGAAAUGACCUGCAGCGAAUCUAGAAAGCCAUCUGUUCUACUGGAAGAGAAUGGGGGAGAUGACGGUGUCGAAGGCUGUCCCUUCAUUUUUUCCUCAAAAAAAUC
Hyaena hyaena (striped hyena) is the source of this 3250-nucleotide messenger RNA. It is a transcript of the gene HJV, whose product is annotated as hemojuvelin BMP co-receptor. Bases 1 to 1284 code for a protein of 427 amino acids. The transcript is spliced from 3 exons. Gene Ontology annotation, cellular component: plasma membrane. NCBI's taxonomy places the organism in Eukaryota, Metazoa, Chordata, Mammalia, Carnivora, Hyaenidae. Gene Ontology annotation, molecular function: coreceptor activity. Gene Ontology annotation, biological process: BMP signaling pathway. The record is from RefSeq and is a predicted model, not a curated record.